Pyrenophora tritici-repentis Pt-1C-BFP is the source of this 351-nucleotide messenger RNA. The record is from RefSeq and is a predicted model, not a curated record. NCBI's taxonomy places the organism in Eukaryota, Fungi, Ascomycota, Dothideomycetes, Pleosporales, Pleosporaceae.
AUGAACAACCUCCUCGUCCUCCUCCUCCAUCUCCUCCCCGCACCUCUCGUUUUUGCACGCCCCGGAUGCCUGGUCCACAAAAAUCCAGUGACGUUCAUGACCAAGAGUCUGUUCGGUACGGUUACCUACCUGCUCCCAUCGGAGGUUUUCGGGCUACUAGGUCUUUGGGUGGGAGGCCUACACACUACAUACCUUGGUAUGACAUGCUACUACGGCAGGAUCUGCCCACAUCGUCGCGGACGAUUUAUGCACGAGCUGCGCGUGUUUACCGCUUUCGCAGGGCAGGCGGGCGGGCAUAACGCGACUGGUGGGGAGAUAAAAGCCGUGAUUCGGCGUACUGCAGGUGUAUGA